AUCCCAUUCUCUCCUUAGAGAAAAGUCAAAUCUACUUUCAUCUUACAAAUCUCAUACUCCUUAAAACCCAAUUCUUGAUUUCAAUUAUCUAACACAACAACAAGAGUUUUUUUGCCCCCCCAAAAAAUAAUUAUCAUACAAAUGGAUUCAAUUGUCUCUGAGCUUGAAGGGACUCUCUUAAAAGAUCAAGAUCCCUUUAGUUACUUCAUGUUAGUGGCAUUUGAAGCAUCUGGGCUUAUAAGAUUUGCAAUUUUACUAAUGUUAUGGCCAUUGAUUAGGUUUCUUGAUAUUUGUGGCCAAAGGGAUAAAGGGUUAAAAUUGAUGAUUUUUGUGGCUACUAUAGGUGUAAAAAUUUCUGAAAUUGAAGCUGUGGCUAGAGCUGUUUUGCCUAAGUUUUAUUUUGAUGACAUUGAUAUGAAUUCUUGGAGAAUUUUUAGCUCAUUUGAUAAGAGAGUAGUGGUGACAAAAAAUCCAAGAAUUAUGGUGGAUAGAUUUGUGAAGGAGCAUUUGAGAGCUGAUGAUGUUAUUGGAAGUGAACUUCUUGUGAACAAUUUUGGCUUCGCCACUGGAUUUAUUCAAGAUGAUUUUGACUCGAUUUUGAAAAAAGUUGGUGCUUUAUUUGGUGGUGAACAACAACCUAGCUUAGGCCUUGGAAGGCCUCAAUCUGGUUCUUCAUUCCUUUCUCUAUGCAAGGAACAAUCACAUCCACCAUUUACGAGCAACAAAAAUCAAGAUCACAAUCUUAUCAAGCCUUUACCAGUAAUUUUCCAUGAUGGACGUCUUGUUAAACGUCCAACGCCAUCAAUAGCUCUAUUAAUUCUUUUGUGGAUUCCACUUGGGAUUAUAUUAGCAACAAUACGUAUUGUAAUUGGCUUAAUGUUACCAUUAUGGAUCGUACCCUAUUUGGCUCCAUUAUUUGGUGGCAAAGUCAUUGUCAAGGGAAAACCACCACCACCAGCCUCAGCCACAAACUCGGGCGUGCUCUUUGUGUGCACUCACCGAACUCUACUGGACCCGGUGGUCCUUUCCACCGUACUUCAACGGAGGAUUCCGGCUGUGACGUACUCGAUUUCUCGGUUCUCGGAAAUUUUGUCUCCGAUCCCGACCGUUCGGCUAACGAGAAUUCGGGAGGUGGACGCUCAGAAAAUCAAGCGACAGCUCGAGAAAGGAGACUUAGUCGUCUGCCCCGAAGGGACGACAUGCAGAGAACCGUUUUUACUGAGGUUCAGUGCGCUUUUUGCUGAAUUAACCGAUCGAAUCGUGCCGGUGGCUAUGAACUAUAGAGUAGGGUUUUUUCAUGCAACAACAGCUAGGGGAUGGAAAGCAAUGGACCCAAUUUUCUUCUUCAUGAACCCUAGGCCAGUUUAUGAGGUAACAUUCUUGAAUCAACUACCAGUAGAAGCCACGUGUUCAUCUGGGAAAAGUCCACAUGAUGUUGCAAAUUAUGUUCAGAGGAUCUUGGCUGCAACAUUAGGGUUUGAGUGUACAAGUUUUACAAGAAAAGACAAAUAUAGAGUUCUUGCUGGCAAUGAUGGAAUUGUGUCACAAAAUUCUGGGGCAACUUUAGCUAACACGUUUAAGAAAGUGGUGGCCACUUUCAAGAUUUUUAUUAACUGAAACAAGAAAAGGAUAUUAUGAUUUAUUUUUUUUGUUAUACGUUUUACUUAUUAAUUAUAAUAUUUUGUUCUA
Messenger RNA from Lycium barbarum (goji berry), 1689 nucleotides. RefSeq names its product glycerol-3-phosphate acyltransferase 5-like. Lineage: Eukaryota; Viridiplantae; Streptophyta; Magnoliopsida; Solanales; Solanaceae. Gene Ontology annotation, cellular component: membrane. The transcript has 3 exons. The record is from RefSeq and is a predicted model, not a curated record. The coding region runs from base 142 to 1617 and encodes 491 amino acids. Gene Ontology annotation, biological process: cutin biosynthetic process. Gene Ontology annotation, molecular function: glycerol-3-phosphate 2-O-acyltransferase activity; phosphatase activity.